AUGUCAGGGGAUGAGUCAGAACCGAUUCAAAGCAGUGUGGAGCAAUCCACUGUUGAUGAGGGCAUGAAAAGCCUUCAUAUUUCCCUGGAAUUAGGUCGUCGCAAACGUGCAAGUAAACGGGAUACAACAAAAGUAAGACAUCAACUUGAAAAAUCAUUUAGUGUGUCAAAAGCAACGUUAAACAAAGAAGAGAUUGAGCAUAGAGUAGAGGAUUUGUGGUCGUCACUAGAAGAGACACAGAAUAUUAUGGAUGAAUUGUCUGUUUAUUACUUGGGGGAAAAAGACGGUGCAAAUCAAAAGGCGUUAAUGAAGGAAUCAAAUGAACUAGAACUGGAAUGUCAACAAGCGAUCGAAAAGGCACAGGACAGUCUGAUCUCAGGAUGUUUUGAAAGCAACACUACAGUCAGUCAAGACAAUGAUAAUGACGAGGUAACUAAUGGUACCAGUUCUACUGUGAGUAAUUUGAUGAACGAAGGACAGGCACAACCCACAAUGACCAGUAACACUGAACAACAAGCAGUGCAAGGCGCAAUCGAUCAAGGCGCAAUAGGAACUAGUAUGACACAGCAAACAGUGGAGCAGAAUCAAUCGAGUUCAUUAAGUCCAACACAUACACCAUCGUACACGGGAGGUUCAGUUCUAAACCGCCAUUUAAAACCACUAAGAGUACCUGACUACGAUGGAAAUAAAGCAAAGUUUGAAGAAUUUUGGAGCCUAUUUGAAAGUUUAGUCGACAAAUCGAACGAGCCAGUGCAUCUAAAGAUGGCAAGAUUGCGACAGAGUUUGUCUGGUCGAGCUUUGGAAGCGAUUCGUGGUUUAGGAAUAUCAGCACCCGAGUAUGAUGAAGCGAAAGAAAUAAUUCAGUCGAAAUUUGGUGGGCAGAGACGUCAAUUGAGAGGUUACAUGGAUGAAUUGAAGAAUAUGCCGACUAUGCGUAACAAUGAUGUUAAUGCCUUUGAAAAGUUUGCUGACCUAGUUAGGGUGACAGUUGCGAAAUUGAGAGCUGAGAAUCGAGAAUCAGAAUUAGGAGAAGGAACUUUGCAUCGACAGCUUGUGAAGAAAUUAUCGGAUCGACAGUUGGAAAGUUAUAGUCGAUGGUUAAGCACUCACAGCAAGGAACAGUCUGUUAUAUGCUUGUGUGACUGGUUGAAGGAAGAGGUGACUAUUAAAGUGGAAGCUGCAGAAAUGGCGUAUGGUCUGGAGCAGAAAUAUGCUGAGUCAAAGGGAUACCAAAACAAGGGUGAAAAGCCAAGAUUUCGGUCAUACCGUACUGGAAAGCAGGGAAGCUAUGAGUCAUACCAACCAAAUAUGUCGGGAAACGCAGUGGAUACAAAGCCGCCUUGUGUAUUUUGUGGUCGUACUGGGCAUGGUAUCUGGAGUUGCCACCAGUUUCAACAAAGACCAGUAUUAGAUCGCUGGAAAACUGCUAAAGAGAAACAGUGA
This is a messenger RNA of Paramuricea clavata, 1443 nucleotides long. The record is from the annotation of a GenBank genome assembly. NCBI's taxonomy places the organism in Eukaryota, Metazoa, Cnidaria, Anthozoa, Malacalcyonacea, Plexauridae.